Messenger RNA from Actinia tenebrosa (Australian red waratah sea anemone), 1526 nucleotides. RefSeq names its product C-type lectin 37Da. Lineage: Eukaryota; Metazoa; Cnidaria; Anthozoa; Actiniaria; Actiniidae. The record is from RefSeq and is a predicted model, not a curated record.
AGUAAAUCUUGGAUCUGCAUUAUUGAUGAGUUUUUAGUCCAAGAUUACGCCGUUACUUUACGAUACUUAAGCUGGACAUUAGAAUCUUAUUUCCCUAACUACAAAUUAACAGCUGUUUAAUUAUGGUUUAGGAACAUGCAAAUGAAUUUUGAUUUUUUAAUUGAUAUGUUGUUCCACCACUCCUUUGAAGUUUUACUAAAGGGAGAGGCCUGAUAUAGAGAGCUAGACAUUCAAGGUAUGUGGGCCUUAACCUCAAACAUCUACUGAAUGAUUUACGUUUCAUUGCCGACUGACAUAAUAAUGUAACCAUACACCAUGCGUGACUGCAUAAUAUCAAUUAACUUUUCAGUGAUUUAGAAAUCAUAAAACAAAUGUGCCAUUGAGGGAAUCUGAACAUGCAAAGUAGGUCUACAACCCGAGACACUAUCACCAGCCAAAAGGAUGAUAUCAGUUAAUGUUCUUGUAUAAAGUAAAUUAUUUAUUUGAGAUUCUAGAUUGUAAAAGAACAGAUAUAUAGACAUUUAGGUUGCACAGAAUGGGAUUAUUUGUGGUUCGAGUACAGUUUGUUGUGAUGCUAAUGGCGUUCAGGAUGUUAUGGAAGACAUCAUAUGCAAGCGACUGUUCCUUCUAUACUCUUCACGACAUAGCCACGAAUUGGCGAACAGCCCGAUUACAAUGUCAAGCAAAUGGAGGCGAUUUAUUGUCUAUGGAAACAGUUAAAGAAUACCAAUUCAUCAAUAASACAAUACAAAGUCAAAAUAAAGGAAAWAAUGAAUGGCAUAUUGGUUUAACAAAAACUAGAACGGGAUCUUGGAAGUGGAUUAGUGGUUAUAGCUUGACUAUUGAUAAAUGGCAGCCAAACGAACCAAGCGGAGACAGCCAUGGAUAUUGCGUUAUUAUGGCGAAAAACUGGCCACCGGGAACUCAUGGACUAUUCAACGAUCUUAACUGUAAUAUUUACAGAAUGUUUAUAUGCGAAUACAAAAACGACGUCAACCAUACGCAAGGUGUUUUAAAAUUCUGUCCAACUGUAACAACAACCCAACGACCUACUGUGACCCGCUCUCGUCGCACCAACAUCAAAACUACUAUGUCUAAUGAGUUGACCUCGCUAUCUAUGUCACACGCUGAUCCACCGGCCACUCCUGAGCCCUUAACGGAAUGGACUUCAAGAAAUGCAUCAAUACAUGAACAGGAUGAAGAAGACAACCACAAGAAUUAAGAAGACCAUCUGUGCGAUGAUCCAAGGAAGAGAAGAGUACUUCUGACAUUUUGCAAUCAUGUUAUAGUAUCCUGUAUCACAUACUGCACACAGAGGUCCUGUAUAACCGUCACCGCAUUUUGAGAGAUAUCCACCCAGACACGAUCCCUCGAURRGGCAGGCAUGGGUACUWGGUAUUGAGUGCUGAAAUUUUCGAAUCUUAUAACUUGMACUGGAAAUGCUCAGAUCUUUUGUGAAGAUUUCAUAGUCUUUCAUAUUUCCUUUGCUUUCCCAAAGCCAGUAGAAACCUAAAUCUAGGGUGAUG